AUGUCCUACUCCGCCCUACCCGACGACCGAGAUCAUGUCAAAUCAUUCGAUAGCGAUAGACCAGAUAUAGAUUUUGAAACAGAUAAUGAGACCCAACAGAGUAGAGAACAGAGGAAGCGUGAAUGGUGGAGAAAUGCAUUCAUAAAUUCGCUAUUCAUAGCGACUUGGUUCGGAUUUGCCACCGUAUUGAGCAUAUAUAAUAAAUGGAUGUUCUCCGGCGACAAGUUUGGCUUUCCCUCUCCACUCUUCGUGACCUCGAUGCACAUGCUCAUGCAAUUCUUACUUGCUGCUCUAUGUCGGUUCAUAUUUCCUUCUACGUUUGGGUCCCCCUAUUCUCCUACCGGAAAACAAUACGCGGUGAAAGCUGUUCCAUGUGCAGUGACAACCAGUCUAGAUAUUGGCUUUUCAAACUUGAGUUUGAAGACAAUCACUCUUUCGUUUUAUACAAUGUGUAAAUCAUCCUCGCUCGUAUUUGUCCUGUUCUUUGCAUUCCUCUUCAAGCUCGAAACAUUCUCCAAACGCCUCGUUUCGGUCAUUCUUCUUAUAACAGGCGGAGUAGUCUUAAUGGUCGCUACGGAAACCCAGUUCGCUUUCGGAGGAAUGAUCUUAGUCUUUAUUGCUAGUGCAUGUGGUGGUCUUCGUUGGGCACUUACCCAAAUUUUGCUUCACGGGCCGAAGAGGGAGGACGACGAAGACGACGAGAAAGACCCACCUAUGGGAAUGGACAACCCCUGCGCAACCAUAUUCUGGCUCGCUCCCACUAUGUUUAUUUCAUUAUUGAUACUAACGGCCAUGGUCGAUAACUUGGGAGAUGUCUUUGGGUCCAAGUUCUUCAGUUCUCCGUCUGAAACGAUUAAAACAGCCUUGUUUAUUAUGGCUCCAGGAGCAGUAGCAUUCUGCAUGACUCUUGCCGAGUUUUACAGGUAUAUUCAAAGAAGUAACAACCAUAUCGCUCUCUGCGAUUGUAUUUGGGGAUCGGCUGAACGAAUGAACAUUAUUGGAGUUGGCGUAACUAUCCUCGGUAUCGCGCUGUUCACGUACCAUAAGUACAAGAAAUCCGUGGACCACACUGGAUCAACCAAGUCGAUACGUCUGAGUAGGAGAGACGAAACCGCUGAACAAGUGAUCUUUGAAACUGAACCACCGUCUCCCCUUAAUCCUGGCCCUGGGCCACACAGGACAUCUGCGCCUCCCGCAUCUUCGUCCCUUCGAUCGCCAAGGCCUCCUUUGAUUGGAAAAAAGAGCGUACGAUUUGAGCGUGCGAGCCAAGAAAAUUUACUGCAAAUUGGCGAUGAGGAGGAAGAUGAAGGAAAUGAGGUUAGGGUUCUACGGGAUAGGCAAGCAGAGAGAGCGGAGCUUUUGGGAAGAUAG
Rhizoctonia solani is the source of this 1371-nucleotide messenger RNA. RefSeq names its product Triose-phosphate Transporter family. The record is from RefSeq and is a predicted model, not a curated record. The transcript is spliced from 8 exons. NCBI's taxonomy places the organism in Eukaryota, Fungi, Basidiomycota, Agaricomycetes, Cantharellales, Ceratobasidiaceae. Gene Ontology annotation, molecular function: antiporter activity. Gene Ontology annotation, cellular component: Golgi apparatus; cis-Golgi network; endoplasmic reticulum-Golgi intermediate compartment. Gene Ontology annotation, biological process: UDP-glucose transmembrane transport. Bases 1 to 1371 code for a protein of 456 amino acids.